CUGCAUCCAGCUCCAUUCUCUAGCUCCAUCCCUCUUUCUCAUCCCCGUGCUUCCACAAAUAUGCAGCGCUAGAUGUGCAAAGUCGCUGGCAUCCCCCCGUUCCACCGGAGCGAGCGCCGCCACCGGGUCUCGUCCCCUCCGCUCCCUCUCCCCUGUGCCGUCGGCGCACGCCCCGGCCACGGUGCGGUCGCGGCAGACCUUCAGCUGGAUCUGCACCUCGCACAGCUUGCAUGCCGGCGUCCUCUUCCACUCCUUCCCCUUGGACGGCCACCCUCAGGUUCUCCGACGAGAUCCGCGUGUGACGCGCCGCGUGAUGGAGACAUCGACAUCAGGGGUCUCUCCCUCCCGUCCGCGUCAAGGCCGGAGGGGACUGCCGGCGGCGGACAGCAAGCGAGCGAGCGUACGAUGGCCGCCCUCGCCGUCGGGAUGGCUCGCUGCAGCGGCAUCCUCCUCAUCCUGAUUCUCUCCGUCGGGAUGGCCUCAGAGUCCGCGCUGGUGGGCGACAGGUGAGCCACGGGCUCGCUGUCGUGGUGCGGCGCUGGGAUGCAUUGCGCCUCCUGCUCCCCACUCGCCGGGAGCCCCUGCUACGCCACCCUGUGCACCCCGUUCGCCGCGGCGGCCUCCAACACUGCCGGUGCGGUCAGAAACAGUCUAGAUGCUUUAUUAUUUACUAAAACAGGGAGUGCGGGUUGAUAUCAUUUAAACCGAGGGGCCUUUUUGAAAAACUGCCACGACGACGGACGACAGAAACCCAAUUCUCUUUAUUUAUUAUAUAUAUAUAUAUAAUAUAAUAUAAUAUAUAAAUAUAAAAUAUAUAUAUAUUAGGUAAAGAUAAAGAUAAAGAUAUAUAUAUAUAUAUAGACGUAUAAUCAAUACAGCGAAUACUGCAUUGCCAAAUUAUCUCUCAACAGGGGACAAGGAAGAAACGGACGAGGGAAGCAGAGAGAACGAACAGUUUCCGUUCCCGCUCCGUUUGCACUUUGGAAAUCGAAGAAAAGAGUCGGUGUUUACUUCCAAUCCGGACCCAAGAAUUUGUUUUUACUUCUUUUCUUCCAUAAUUCCAUGAUCCGAAGUAGUAGUUCCCUUUUUUUAACAUCACCGAAGUAGUAGUUCCUCGUGUCAUCAUGUGGCCAAUUUGUAUUCUUAUCCAGUAGUCAUCCAGAGGUUAACGGGAAGCUCUCUUUCUCUUCCUCGGCUCGGUUUCUGUUUCUUUCUUUCCUCCUACUCCAAGGCUGCGACGGCCCCGGCUUCCUUCUCAAGACAGACGGCGGCUCAUGACCGACCCCAUAUAAGUAGGCACGACCCCACGACCUCCUGGCCACCAUAGCAACACAGGCAGCGACAACUUCUUCACGCACGCAAGUUUUCGAUCAACCGAUCUCAGUUUUCGGGACCUGAUGGAGAACAAGGGAGCGGCAGCGGCGGUGCCGGAGAAGGAGGCGGCGCAGGCGCCAGCGUCGUCGUACUUCAAGAGGACGGUGGAGCUGGCCAAAGACCAGUACCGGCAGCUCGAGGCGCCGGCGAAGGAGCACUGGGCGAGCAUGAAGAACAAGGUCAGCUCCGUGCUCGGCGAGCCCUUCUUCGGCGGAUCCAAGGGUGACUCCAGCAGCAGCACGCCGCCGUCCGCCGAGUCGCGGUAGAUCAUCAUCGUCAUCUAGAUAGCCUAAAAUACAUUAUAUCGUUCCAUAUUACCAUACAUAUGAGGCAUCAGUAAUUUA
Molecule: messenger RNA, 1718 nt
Organism: Triticum dicoccoides
Lineage: Eukaryota; Viridiplantae; Streptophyta; Magnoliopsida; Poales; Poaceae
Exons: 2
Coding region: 73-510 (145 amino acids)
Source: RefSeq, a predicted model, not a curated record